UGAGCAGCGGAUCAUAACUGUACAGCUUCAUAAGUGAACGGAUGAAACUCUCUUUCUCCUCUUGGACAUCUCAAGAAUGCUGUUUUUGGGAAUUAUGUCUCGACAAAAGCAGAAUUUGCUGUGGCUGAUGAUCGUCUGUUGUGCUUCAAGCCAGAUAACCUGCUCGAAAAUAAUGAUCAUCGGAGACAAUUUGACAUACUUAAAUAGAUCAACUUGCGCAGCUGUAAACCUGACAUGUCCACCAGCUGCUGAAACACUGAUAGGGAAUUUUUGCAUAAUGAAUGUCAAACAAAACACCACUUCCCGGGGACAAUGCAAAACCUCAGACAAAACAUACUUUUUCAACAUAACAAACAACUGGGAGAAAUAUGAAGUCAGAAUGAACGAGAUGGUUAAAGGCAUAAAAAUGUGUUUUUUACUAAAUGAAUCUGAAUGUCUACCAUCAUCAGUCCUGAAUUCAACAGAUCAUUUUGUGACCAACACCGUGACAACUGGCUCUCUGACAACUAGCACCACCACCAGCUGCAAUGCAAAUAACCAAAGACCACUAGGUUGUCUGAAAAUCCUUCCUGUUGAUCCUGGAGAGAGAUGUACAAACGCUACAUAUGACAGUGAUACAUGCAGCGGGCAAGAAGGAAGCAAAUAUGUUCUGCAUUUUAAUGGGAGUAAAUGGAUGUGUGUAAUCUGUGUUAAUGAAAGUUCAACUACUGUCAGACCGCCGUCAUCCACCACCACUAACAAACCAACUACCAGUGUCACAACACAUGAGACAACUAACAAACCAAUUAGCACUGUUGCACCACCCGAGAUUAUCAUCAAUAUACCUACAGAAAAUACAACAGACAAGAGUAAACCACUUGAACCCUCAAAAGCAUCAGAGACUAUGGAGAAAAUGGACUCCCUGGUGGAACAGAUGGAAAAAAGCAAUAAAAGCAAUGCAGCGAUUGUGAUGGGGGAUAUUAUUGGUGUUCUUCAAAGACAAGCCAAGAACACAGAAAGCAAAGACAUUAAAAUAUGCUACUCUUCAAAUCAGAACAUGAUCAACGUUGUUGAUAAAAACCUGAAUGCGACUUUCCCUGGUCUGUAAACGUUCCUAGCGAGGCCUUUGACAAAUCACGUCUUGAAAACAAUGGAACUGCAUUUGUUGGAGUUUUACGGUUCUUAAAUAUGAAAAUGAGAAUGAAACUGUUUUGAACAAUGAGGUUUAUGGAAUAACGAUGGGCGCCAAUAUCUCCAACCUUACCAACAAAAUAGAAAUGUUCAUUAAAAAGGAAGAUCUGGCAAUGAAGGUCGAUAAUGUGUCCUGCAGUUCUUGGGAUGGAAAAGGAAAUCUUACAUGGACGACGUCCGGCUGUGAGACAGAAAAAUCGACAAUAACACCAUAAAGUGCUCGUGUUCACAUCUGACGUUCUUUGCAGUGCUGAUG
Megalobrama amblycephala (Wuchang bream) is the source of this 1426-nucleotide messenger RNA. RefSeq lists its product as uncharacterized. NCBI's taxonomy places the organism in Eukaryota, Metazoa, Chordata, Actinopteri, Cypriniformes, Xenocyprididae. The coding region runs from base 77 to 1087 and encodes 336 amino acids. The record is from RefSeq and is a predicted model, not a curated record. The transcript has 13 exons.